This is a messenger RNA of Hippopotamus amphibius kiboko, 2852 nucleotides long. It is a transcript of the gene WDR27, whose product is annotated as WD repeat domain 27. The transcript has 17 exons. NCBI's taxonomy places the organism in Eukaryota, Metazoa, Chordata, Mammalia, Artiodactyla, Hippopotamidae. The record is from RefSeq and is a predicted model, not a curated record. Gene Ontology annotation, molecular function: protein binding.
GAAUGUUGUGAAAUAGUUGAAUGAAUCCCAGAUGACCAACAGAUACGGAUUUAUUUUGUAGUUUAUUUUACUGACUGUCUUCAUCUAUGUGGAACAUAACUUUGUACCUCAGUUGUUCAUGACAGUCUUUGAUUUUGGUCGUGACUCUCUGAACAUGCUCCUUGGUGCCACUGCCGGUGCCAGGCCAGUGCCUCACGGAGCAGCGUCUGGUCCCCAGGAGGCCUCUGCGAAGGCGGUGUUCCCUCCUUCCCAGUCGGGGAAGCAGACGCCCCAUGUCUUGGCAAGGUCUGUUCAGGGGGAGCCGUGGCUGGAGCCGAAGUCUGCUGAAUCUGAAAGCCCGUGGGAGCAGUAAGCAGUCAUGACAGGGAACCCCCCGGGGUCGUCAGUGACUUCCUUCCUUCUCUCUUUCUGGGGGUGGGGAGGGGAGAUGAGUGACCAGGUGUGACGUGUGUGCGAUCAUACUUGUCAUGAUGGGUAAACAGCAGAGUGCUGUCUGCGCUGUCACACCUGCAGUCAUCUUAUACCUACUCCCUGUUUCCAGGCUGCAGAUGGAAAAACCACAGGAGGUGUUCUCCACGAGUGAUGGCCGUGUGGGCGAUAUAGUCGUGGAAAAAUUCCUGGUGGAUUGCAGGAAGUCUGCAUCCCACGUUCAGCUUGCCUGCAGUGGGCAGUCCUGUGCUUUCCCCUUGGAUGGAAACAAACUUUGUGUAUGGGACACCAAGGACCCUCCUCACCAGUUGCUAAUCCUAAGAGGACACCACCAGCCAGUCGCUGCUGUGGCAUUUGGAAAUAAAGUGAGUCCGCGUCUGCUCGGUUCUGCAUCGCAUGAUUAUGUCAUAAUGUGGAACCUGGGCAAAGGCAGAGAAUGAGUGCUUCAAGGGCGACCUCCGCGAGGGACCAUCCUCGGCGCCCUUUUGGGAAGGGUGCUGUGUUUAAGGCUUAGUCCCCACGAUCAUGUUGCUGCGGUGGGUGCUGGAAACAGGAUACUCACGCUGGACGUUGAGGUUUGGGACCGUCGUGUGGGAUCAUUCAUGUACAGCUCGUCCGUGUUAACAGCCUCCCCACUCCUGAGCCUCCUCCUGGACCAGAGGAGUCAGCAGCUGGUCGCCGGCCGUGCGGAUGGCCAGGUUCGGAUCUUCAGUUUGGCUGAAGGACACCAUUGUCGCUGUGGGACGCAUGUUGACCUGAGGAAAAAGAGAGAGAGUUUCUCCAGCAGGAGGGUCGAGUCCAAGCCGUGCCGCCGGCCAGAAGACAGUCAGCCUCCUUCCACGAAGGCACUGGACACAGGAGAAGAGGUUGAGGUGACACUUCCUGUCCUGAGCCUGGCGCCUUGUAACUGUGGACUGUAAGUACCGUGAACUCUGCCACGGCCAUCCUGCGUCUGUCUUUCUUCCGGGAAUGCCCACUGCCUGUGGAUUGAAAGCUCCACUGGUUUAUUCAUAUUUAACUUGGCAAACUUUGAAUUGGAGGCCGUUUUACAUGACACGGAUUUCAGGAGCCUCAGCGUUCGAGGUGCGGGCUCGUGGGCCCUGAUGAGCAGCAGCCGUGGUCGCAAGGCCCUCUGCUUGCUCACCUUCUUGUUCAGAAAUGAGGUCGCCCUGGUGGAGGUGGACCCGGCCGCCCUGGUGAGAUCCCAGCAGCGCCCGCGCGCGGGCAGGGCUCUGUCGGUGCUGCCCAGGUACCUCCGUGUCUUAUCGACGUCUCCGCUGUAUCUUGGACUUGUUAAGGAAGAAAGUACUAAGCCAGCUCCUCAGAAACACUCUGCUGCUCGGAGCGCCAUAAAGGACCGCCCGCUGGUUUUCCACAGUAAAGUCCGGUCGUCGGGCUACACGGCUGCCCCGCAUGUAACUAUGUUUUCACCAAAGACUAAUUUCAAGAAUGACGGUAAAAGAUCUUCAAAAUGCAAGAACAAUUACAGAUGUAAAGAGUACCCUUUGGAGAGUCCUCUGCCAAGCAAGCUCAGCAAGCAGCUUGCUGUGGCUCACGACCAAGCUGCCGUGCUCUGUGUUCAGUAUUCAGGAGGUGGACAGCGGCUGGCCUGUGGCUUAGCCAACCACUUGUCCCUGGUCUUCAAUGCCGAUCUGGCUGGGACACCUGCUGUUUUUUCAGGGGUCAUCAUUCACCACCCAGCAAUCCCAGGUUUAUAAUCUUUUUGCAACCACAGCCAUUGGUGAUGGGGUAAAACUCUGGGACCUGAGAACUUUGAGGUAAGUCUCCUUCUGCUUUUCAGAAGGAGUGAAGGGGUGAGUCUAGACAGACCAUAUAAAAUACAUUUUUAUUAAAGCUCAUGAUAAACUUAACUUGAUCCCGUUUUUCCAACUAUGACAAGGUUGAGGUGAAUCUGUUCACACUGACCAAUCUAAGAAAAGUCUGAUUUAUACACAGAGAAGGUCACAUAAUUUGGAAUAAUAAAAAGCAAGUGCUGGUCUUUCCUCUGCUCUGUGUGACCCCUGAGUGUUGGAAAUGCACAGGGAGGAAGUCGAUCACUUAGCUGUUAGACUACAGUGAUGCAGACACGUAACAGUGAGAUGUGUAUGUAUAUAUGCAUACAAAUUACAUAUACACACAGUGAUACGUUCAUAUAACAGUGAGGCAUGUGUGUGUGUAUAUGAAAUAUACAUAUAUACACAGUGAUCAUAUAUUAUGUAGACAUAAUUCUAUCCUUUGAAAGUGUUCUGAUAGUCGUAUUAUGGCAGAGAGUCACUAACUAUAUAAUGCAUCUAACAAAAACAGAAUCAACACUUACAUCUGUUCACAUAUUUGUGUGUGUGCGUGUGUAUAUUCACAAGGACAACAUUAGCAGAUUGUCUCUGCUUUCCUCUUCAAUCACUAAACAAGUAUAAAACCCCUGU